Molecule: messenger RNA, 1570 nt
Organism: Patella vulgata (common limpet)
Lineage: Eukaryota; Metazoa; Mollusca; Gastropoda; Patellidae
Product: tubulin beta chain
Exons: 4
Coding region: 125-1465 (446 amino acids)
Biological process (GO): mitotic cell cycle; microtubule cytoskeleton organization
Cellular component (GO): cytoplasm; microtubule
Molecular function (GO): structural constituent of cytoskeleton; GTP binding; GTPase activity
Source: RefSeq, a predicted model, not a curated record
ACAAAUAGAUGACAAAUUUACCGCGUUCAUCACCAAGACUCUUUCUCAUGUACAACGGAAAGUAAACGGAAAAGCAUAUUAUUCACACCAGUUUUCUUCACUGUUAACCCUUUAACUUUACAUCAUGAGAGAAAUCGUUCAUAUGCAAACUGGCCAAUGUGGCAACCAGAUCGGAGCAAAGUUCUGGGAAGUAAUCUCUGAUGAACAUGGUAUUGACCCAACUGGAACUUACCACGGUGAUUCUGAUCUUCAGUUGGAGAGAAUCAAUGUUUAUUAUAAUGAAGCUACAGGAGGAAAAUAUGUACCCAGAGCUGUUCUCGUCGAUUUGGAACCUGGUACCAUGGAUUCUGUACGAUCAGGACCAUUUGGUCAAAUCUUCCGUCCAGAUAAUUUUGUCUUUGGUCAAUCUGGUGCUGGUAACAACUGGGCUAAAGGUCAUUAUACCGAGGGAGCUGAACUGGUUGACUCCGUUCUAGAUGUGGUUCGUAAAGAGGCCGAAAGCUGUGAUUGUCUACAGGGAUUUCAACUUACCCAUUCCCUUGGUGGUGGAACUGGUUCUGGUAUGGGAACCCUCCUGAUCAGUAAAAUCCGUGAAGAAUAUCCAGAUAGAAUCAUGAACACCUUCUCUGUCUGUCCUUCACCUAAGGUAUCAGAUACAGUUGUUGAACCAUACAACGCUACACUCUCAGUUCAUCAACUAGUAGAAAAUACAGAUGAGACCUACUGUAUUGAUAACGAGGCUCUCUAUGAUAUCUGUUUCCGAACCUUGAAACUGACAACACCCACUUACGGUGACCUCAAUCAUUUGGUGUCAGCUACCAUGUCUGGUGUGACCACCUGUCUACGAUUCCCUGGUCAACUGAAUGCUGAUCUUCGUAAACUGGCUGUCAACAUGGUACCAUUCCCACGUCUACAUUUCUUUAUGCCAGGUUUCGCCCCACUCACAUCUCGUGGUUCCCAACAGUACCGAGCUCUAACUGUACCAGAACUAACCCAACAGAUGUUUGAUGCCAAGAACAUGAUGGCUGCAUGUGAUCCUCGUCAUGGUCGUUACCUGACAGUAGCCACAAUGUUCAGAGGUCGUAUGUCCAUGAAAGAGGUCGAUGAACAGAUGUUGAACGUUCAAAAUAAAAACAGCAGUUACUUUGUUGAAUGGAUUCCCAACAAUAUCAAAACAGCUGUUUGUGAUAUUCCACCAAGAGGCCUGAAGAUGUCAGGAACAUUUAUUGGUAACAGUACAGCCAUCCAGGAACUGUUUAAGAGAAUAUCGGAACAAUUUACAGCCAUGUUCAGAAGAAAAGCUUUCCUCCAUUGGUAUACUGGUGAAGGUAUGGAUGAGAUGGAAUUUACAGAAGCUGAAUCUAACAUGAAUGAUCUGGUAUCUGAAUAUCAACAAUACCAGGAUGCUACAGCUGAAGAGGAAGGGGAAUUUGAUGAAGAAGAGGGCGAAGGAGAAGAAGCGUAAAGAAAACAUUAACGAAAUACUAAUAAUUUAUUAAAUUUUGUUAUCAAUCCUUUAUUUUUGUUCUUCAUGACAUAUACAUAUUACAUGUAUGUACAUUAUUGAAUA